Molecule: messenger RNA, 2656 nt
Organism: Pocillopora meandrina
Lineage: Eukaryota; Metazoa; Cnidaria; Anthozoa; Scleractinia; Pocilloporidae
Source: the annotation of a GenBank genome assembly
GCUACACCUGUGAUAGAAAUUCACUGACACAAAAGUUCUGCAUACAGGCGCACAAAUCCUCGUCUGCGACCAAAUCACUUUCCCGGAGACAUCAGAUUUUAUGAUGUCAGCCUUGCAAUGUGUUCAUAAUGAGUGAAAAGGACGAGUUUCGGCAUAAUCAUGAGCACAGACAAUUUGACCACGGAGAUUCCAUCGUCGUCUCGAACGCCUUUGGGUUCUGUAACCAUGGAAGACAGCAGCCAUGGUUUCAAUGAAAGUAGGUCUGUCACGACUAAAGACAACCUUAAAUUACUUGAUUUAAGCACUGCUGGCAACUUUUGUGAAAAUCAAGGAAGGGAAAGUGAGUAUGCGGCAUCUUUGGCCGACGAAUAUGAAGAAAACUUGGAACAGACAAGAAGUAUGGUACGGGCUCGAACAAACCAUGUUCGCAAGCAAACAGUAAACAAUUCUAUCAAGAAGAAACCUCAAAAGAAACGCCGUGUAACGGCCAAUUUAGCUGCAACUAAGUACGAUGUUGGUAAGUCAAAAUUACAACUUAUUUUGGGCUUUAGGUACUUGUACAUGGUCAUACUUCCACGAGGAAGAUUGGUUACAUUUGUUCUUCUUGUACGUGGAAGAUUACCAAAGUUACAAGUGUAAGAUAUGUUUGUGCAGUUUUAUCGUAUCGUUACACAUAUAUUUUGAGAUUUAAAGUACGACAAGUAAAAAACUUAAUUUUCGUGCUUCGUUUCGCUCUCGUUAAUUGUUGGAACUAACAAAGGUAACGUGGAUCUUUUGAUGCAAAAUAAUCGUCAUCAUUGUUUCUUUGGAUCUGUGGUUUAAAAUUAUCGACAUGGUUUCAAAAGAGCUUAAUUACUUCUUUGUCCCUAGACUGUGAUGCGCGCUCAAGAAGUAUUUUUGAGGCGUUCUAUAGUCAACUUCAUCGCUUAAAUUGAUCAGACGCACAUUUCUUCAACCAAGACUAAUACAAAAUUUUUAACGCUUUAAAAUAUUAAGCUUUAUGUUGCCAAUUAUGCAUGUUUACAUUGUAGUCACGCGUCCAGAGACUUAAUGUUGAUAAUUAACACUUUUGGUGUAUGCUGUUACCAUCCACAAUGGACCGUUGAAGAGUCGACUUAUUUAUUACUAAGGCAAUAAAAAUAAGCUCGCAGACACAAACUAGCCUGAAGGAUCACAAACUUAUCGGCUUCAUUUGAUUUGGAUCUGUAAGCACGUGCAUUUAGAAAAAUUCAUUUUCGAUUUGUUAAAAUAAAUGUAUUCUUUUCUUCACAUGUUUGUGAACAUGUACGUGUAUGUUAUGUAAUCUCUCUUAAUUGAGCCCUCUCCCUCCAACCCCAGGUCUUGAAAGCCCUUCUCAGUAAAGUUCCCUCUACGAGAAGGAUAAUAUUACAACAGCAAAAUCACUUAAAGAGCACUUUUCCGAUCAGUGUAAUCACAACCAAAGUAAUCCCAAUAGCUAGUUAUAAAAAAAAGAACAUAUCACUUAGGACCACCAAGAACUGACAACACAACAAGAAGAUGGUGACUAAAGCCCAACAAAAUGCAGUUGAUUUAUAUCCUAUUCACACUAGUAGAACAUGUUAAGUUAAACAAGAGGUUUAUAAUCGAAUAAAAAUCAGAUACAGAGAACUGAAAAACUUAAUUUUCUAUGGGAUCCAUCUAAUCACCAACUUUUAAUUUCAAUGCACUAAAUUUGAAAUUAACUAACAUCUGUUUAAGCAGCUUCUAUGAAGAAAAGAAUUUAAACUCUGUUUUAAAAAAACACCCAUGAAAAAGCUUUUAAGCAUUAUUGGAAUGACAUUUAAUGGGAUAUUAGUUGGGACUGAAUUAGUUUUACUUCUGAUUGGGGGAGAGGAUGAUGCAAAUUUUCUGAAAAAGUAGUUGAGUGAAUCAAAAGCAAAGUGAGAUCAUAACUCAUAUGAGUAUGGAUUCAGCUUCUGAUACUUUUCAAGGAAUUACUGUAUAUCUGAAAUUUGGAAUUAUCUCAUAACAAUGUUUUUUCAUUAUAAAAAUUCUCCCUUGCAGUUAGAAAAGUUUGUCUUCAAUGUGGAAUGUAUCUUGCAAGGGAUGAUGACUCAAACAGGUGAGUUAACAGUGAUAGGAAAACUUUAUACAUGUAAACAAUUUUGCUUCAAAGUAACCUGAUGGAGGAUGUAGUGUUACAUAUACAAAUAAAAUGUCAGUCACUGAUUAUUUUUUUACAUCCAUCUAUCUUAAAAGCCAUAGUUUUUAAUCAAUUUGAUAAAUAUGAUUUUCUCUCUUCAACAAUGACUUUCUCUACAUGCAGUUUCCUCAUUUGGAGUGAUUCAUCAGUGGCAGUUGAAAAAAUUAUAGAACUAAAAUCAUUUCAGAUAUGAUAAAUUUUUGUUACUAAUUAAGUUGUCUGAGUAGACCAUAUAAGAUGUGAUAUUGUGGGAAUCUAGACAAAUCACUGUGCAGCAUACCUUCAUGCAAAGAAAUAAACACUCACAUAGCCUGUAUCUUAUACAUACACAUGUUCACAAAUUUAUUCGAUACUUCCUUUAUAAUAAUGAAUAAUUUAAUUCUUACUGUUUUGUCUUCACUCUAAAGAAAAUCAACCAUUUUCCAAGUAUGGGUGAGAUUUGUAGGAAGGAUAACCUAGCUUGGAAUAUGGCAAAGUAAGUGUUUAAUCAGU